Molecule: messenger RNA, 1759 nt
Organism: Apis mellifera (honey bee)
Lineage: Eukaryota; Metazoa; Arthropoda; Insecta; Hymenoptera; Apidae
Gene: Ada2a
Product: transcriptional adapter 2-alpha
Exons: 2
Coding region: 113-1555 (480 amino acids)
Biological process (GO): regulation of transcription by RNA polymerase II; chromatin remodeling
Cellular component (GO): SAGA-type complex; nucleus
Molecular function (GO): protein binding; zinc ion binding; transcription coactivator activity
Source: RefSeq, a predicted model, not a curated record
AAUUCUUGUUAAUUGUAACUAAAAGCAUGCUUGUUUGUUGGUAGUAAACAGUUUGAAAGAAGUGGUGAUUUAUUUCUAUAUAAAUAUAAAGAAUUAAUAUAAAAAAAAAAAUAUGGCUAAUCCGAAUUUAACUGAUAUGACAGAGGAAGACGCGGCAGAUUUACAAUUUCCAAAAGACUGCUCAUCGAGUAGAACAGAUAAGAUCGAGCGUAACAUAGAACUCGACGUGUCAGUCGUGAAGGAUGAAAUCAUUACUUCAGACCCAAUAUGCCGUGUAUGUAAAUCUGCAUUGACAGAACCGUAUAUUCGUUGUGCUGUAUGUAAUAGUAUGGAACUAUGUCCCUCUUGUUUCUCUAAUGGAUCAGAAAUUGGCAAUCAUAGAAAUGAUCAUGACUAUAUCAUCAUAAAAAACGAAUUUCCUUUAAUCGAAGAAAGUGGUUGGACAGCGAAACAAGAAUUAGAGUUACUAGAUGUUUUACUGGAGUGCGGUUUUGGCAAUUGGAUUGACAUGGCGAAACGAAUGCAAGACAAAUCACCAGAAGAAUGUAAAAAUCAUUAUCUUCAAUAUUAUAUAGAUAAUCAAGCAUUACCAGGAUUGCCAAAAAUUGAAGAAACAAGAGCUAGUUUGUUUAAAUGUGAAUCUAUUCCUUAUUUAUAUAAAUUGCAAGAUUUAGAAGAACCUCCUCGAUUUGCACCAAAUACCCUUAAUUGUAAACUUUUGGCUGGAUAUAAUCCAGCAAGAUCAGAUUUUGAAGUGAAUUUCGAUAAUCAUGCGGAAUUAUUAAUUUCUGAUUUAAACUAUAAUGAAUUUAGUAUAAAUGAUGAAAAUUACGAAUUAGGAAAAACAUUGCAAGUAGCUAUAGUACAGGCAUAUAACAACAGACUAAAAGAACGUAUGAGAAGAAGAAAGAUCAUACGUAAUCAUGGAUUGAUAGCAUUUAGAAGAACUAUAUCUUGGAUACAAAGAUACGAAUGUACAAUAACUAGACCUCUUGUAGAAAGAUUAUUAAUUUACAUGCAAUUAUUAGGAGGUAUAGAAUUUGAUUACUUCAUGGAAGGUUUACACAGAGCAGGAGAACUUAAAAAUUAUAUUAAUAAAUUAUUUGAAUUUCGCACCAAUGGUUUAAAGUAUUUUCAUAGUGUUCCAAUGUUUCAAAAAUUAAGCAAACUUAGACAGGAAAAUGAAAAGGAAAGAAAACAAUAUUUAAAUAAUCCCGAGUAUAGUUGGAAGACUAUAUUACCCGGAUGUAAUAUUAGUUUUAAUAAUUCUAUGUCAAAUACAAUUUCACAACGAAAAGCAGCACCACCACUUGCAAUUAAAGGUCUUCCAGGAUACGAAAAAUUAACCCCAGCUGAAAAAGAACUUUGCUCAGUUACGCGUAUAGUUCCUACCAAUUAUCUUGAUUUUAAACAAAUUUUAAUAGCGGAAAAUAAAAAAUCUGGUUGCCUUAGAUUGGCACAAGCUAGAGUUUUACUUAAGAUUGAUGUAAAUAAAACGCGAAAAAUAUACGAUUUUCUUACGGAGAAAGGAUAUAUAAAUAAACCGAAUCAAUGAUAUACAUUUUGUUAAUAUAACUAAAAUACGUAAGUUUUGUGUAUUAUACUUCGUAAGUAUAUAUUGGAUUGUGAUAUUACAUAUUAAGAAUUUAUUAAGAAAAAAUCGACUGAAAAUAAUAAUAUGUUAUAAUAUAUUAUUAAAAUUACGCACAGAUUAAUAACAUACAACAUACAUACAUGUAAAUAUAUGAUAUUUUGCUUG